AUGGUGAUCUCGAAGAUGGAGAAGACGACAUGGAUUAGAGGAAAACCCAUCGGCCAUGGAAAAUAUGGUGUUGUUUCACUGGCCAAAAUCAACCACCAUCUCUUGCCGCUUGUGAUAGUUGUGAAAUCGUCUGGUUACUUUGUGUCUAGAUCAAUUCGUGAGGAGAGAAAGAUUCUUACCCAACUCCAAGACUGCUCACAAAUUAUUCACUGCUAUGGCGACUCCGUCACCUUUGAGGAUGGUUUUCCUAUUUACAAUCUAUUGCUUGAGUACGCUUCUGGAGGCAGUUUACACGACCGGAUAGUGUGUUCCGGUGGGGGGUUGCCGGAAUCGGAGGCCAGGUGCUACACUUGCUCAAUCCACAGAGACCUCAGUCAUAUUCACAAGUGUCGCUUUGUUCAUUGCGAUCUCAAACCUGAGAACCUUCUACUCGUGCCCAGCAGCUUGUCUUCUAAUAAGGGGUGGAGUUCUGUCAAGAUUGCCGAUUUCGGGUUCUCUAAGAGGGUUGGAGAAGAUAUGCUCUGUAGGAAGGAUGGGAUGAUGUUGAGGACCACGCCUCUUUAUGCAGCACCUGAAUCGAUUAACUUCUGUUUGUAUGAGUCUUGCUCUGAUACCAUGAAAAAUUUCGGAAGCCAAAGGUGUCCUUUUUCCAUUGAUACCUUAUGA
This is a messenger RNA of Nelumbo nucifera (sacred lotus), 666 nucleotides long. Its product is annotated as mitogen-activated protein kinase kinase kinase 20-like. The record is from RefSeq and is a predicted model, not a curated record. Gene Ontology annotation, biological process: signal transduction; protein phosphorylation. Lineage: Eukaryota; Viridiplantae; Streptophyta; Magnoliopsida; Proteales; Nelumbonaceae. Gene Ontology annotation, molecular function: protein kinase activity; ATP binding.